Quercus lobata is the source of this 1323-nucleotide messenger RNA. Its product is annotated as AT-hook motif nuclear-localized protein 25-like. Gene Ontology annotation, biological process: vegetative to reproductive phase transition of meristem. The transcript has a single exon. Gene Ontology annotation, cellular component: nucleus. The record is from RefSeq and is a predicted model, not a curated record. Lineage: Eukaryota; Viridiplantae; Streptophyta; Magnoliopsida; Fagales; Fagaceae. The coding region runs from base 180 to 1019 and encodes 279 amino acids. Gene Ontology annotation, molecular function: minor groove of adenine-thymine-rich DNA binding; DNA-binding transcription factor activity.
AUUUUUCUCUUUAUUUUCAUGAACAUUGCGAAUCUGAACAGGUAGAGUAGAAGAAAUGCUAGCUCCAUAACAAUUUAGAAACAGUUUCCAUAUAUAGUCAUAUCUUCUUCCUAUAGCUAAUAUAGAUAAGUAGGUAGCGAGUGUGAGAGAGAGAUCAGAGAGAGAAAUAGAUUGAGCAGAUGAGUGGCUUAGAACCAGCAGGUUCUCGCUAUGUCCACCAGCUCCUGGGACCAGAGCUCCAACUACAAAGACCAUCACAGCCCCAACUCACAGAUUCCAAACACUCUCCAGAGAAAGAGCAAAUACCUAGUACGGACCCUGAUGCCCCCACUACAAGUUCAGGAGCAACCUCUAGUCGCAGGCCUCGUGGCCGUCCUGCUGGUUCCAAAAACAAGCCCAAGCCACCGAUAAUCAUCACCCAGGACAGCCCAAAUGCACUGAAAUCCCAAGUACUUGAAGUCUCUGCAGGUUCAGACAUAGUUGAAUCAGUCUCAAAUUACGCCUUGCGCCGUGGCCGUGGAGUUUGUGUCCUUAGUGGCAGUGGUUCUGUCACCAAUGUAACUUUGCGACAGCCAGCAUCACCAGCUAGGAGUGUUGUAACAUUACAUGGGAGGUUUGACAUAUUGUCUCUGACUGGGACAGCUCUGCCACCACCAGCUCCUCCGGGAGCUGGUGGUUUGACUAUUUUUUUGGCAGGUGGGCAAGGACAAGUCAUGGGAGGGAGCGUGGUGUCACCUUUGACAGCUUCAAGUUCUGUGCUUUUGAUGGUUGCAUCAUUUGCAAAUGCAGUGUAUGAUAGGUUACCAUUGGAGGAGGAAGACUCAAGAGUGCAGGUACAGCCUACAGCUUCACAAACUUCGGGAGUGACCGGUGGCCAAUUGGGUGAUGGAGGAAGCGGUGGCAGCAGUGGUGGUGUUCCUUUUUAUAAUUUGGGGGUGAGCAUGGGAAAUUAUACAGCCUUCCCUGGUGAUGCUUUUGGUAAUUGGGGUGGUGGCAAUGCAGCUAGGCCACCAUUUUAGUAUUGUUUUUCUUAUAAGAUGAGGGGGUUGCUAUUAUCAACCACCUCUCUCAGACUUUGCAGAAAUGGGAGCUCUGUGUCAGAUGAGUUGGAAGUGGAAGGGGGUGUUUUUAGAUGUUUGUUGUUAGAAUGUUGGUAUAUGUAUCUUGGUUUUGACUGUUGAGAUGAGCAUAUAUAUGGGGAAGAUGAAGAUUUCAAUGGUCUGCAGACAUAUAAAUAUUAAUCAGGAAGAGAGUAGAAUGAAAUCCUGUGAUAUUUUAUCAGGACAAACAUGUUUCUGAGGGAAAAACUCGUGAUAUAUAUAG